Molecule: messenger RNA, 866 nt
Organism: Podospora pseudopauciseta
Lineage: Eukaryota; Fungi; Ascomycota; Sordariomycetes; Sordariales; Podosporaceae
Exons: 3
Coding region: 1-717 (238 amino acids)
Source: RefSeq, a predicted model, not a curated record
AUGAGGAGCCAUCACCUUGUUGAAACACCAACCAGCCUCGUUUGCUCAACCCUGAGAACCCGACAACCAUGGACAACAGUCGCGACAAUGCUUCUGCAGUCAGACAGUAGAAAAUGGCGUGAAUCUACCCUCCAGUCCCAUGACAUCUCUCUAGUCGUUGAGCAAGAGCAUGCGGAAGUCUUUCAGGUCUACAAGUUUAUCUUGAUCUCACCAGAUGAUGUCGAAACAGGGGAGCCUACAGCAAUGGCUCGAAUUACCCAGCUCGGGCGAGAUCUCGGCGAUGCCAAAGCAGGUGUCAUUUUCCUGCUUGACCAGGAGAAUGAAAAGGAGCACGGAGAUGCUAUAAAAGCGUUCAUGUCACUUCAGAUCAAAUUGAUGGAUGUCCACCCAAGUGUCCCCAUUCUCCCUUUGACUAGUUUUGACGCGUUACCAUCAACCCUCAAAACUUUCCAGCGUGGAUAUUCGGAGGGCCUUGAUGACGGAAUUCAGCAGCAAGUGGAUAUUGAUGUUUCUAGGGAUUUGUUAGGCUGUUGUUCGGCAGGAGAAAGGCAGCUCUCUAGGCAGGCGGUCGAUACGAUGUCUCAGAAUGGAGAAUUCUUCAGCUUUCGAGAGCUGUUGGUUGAUGGCCAAUUGGCGGAACGCGAGGGUCAAGACAGAAUGCACGAUGUGUUGGGACCAGAGGAUGGGAAGAGAUUUGUGAGGUUCUGGUUGAGGUAGGUAGGUAUGCCAUCCUCUCUCUGAGUAGGGAACCCCCAGAAGGUAGGUCGAUCAGUGGUAAAAUCUCGCCUAGGAAGGACAAGCUGGGAGAAAUCAGUCUUCACAACCAGUACACCACAUCAGGUUAUCGUUAGGCGCCAAACCAGCAC